AUGUACUAGUUUCUACCACUUGCAGCUGUUAGGGUUACUUUCGCGAUACAGGAAGAAGGAAGUCAAGCGGUGGUCUCGCUUGACACAGUUAAGAAAGGGUUAUCAAGGUUUCUGGUAUAAUUCAUAGCCUCUACAUAAAAAUAGCAACACUGUAUGAAAACAGCAUCCUACAAACAGUUAAUGAGACCAGAGAAGAAUGGCUUCUGGGAAACAAGGUGAGUCCAGGAAGUUUGACCCAACCUUUAAAGGACCAAUACACAACAGGAGCUGCACAGAUGUUCUCUGCUGCAUCCUCUUCAUCCUGGCGCUGCUGGGCUACUUUGCUGUGGGCAUUGUGGCCUGGUCCCAGGGUGACCCCAGGAAGGUCAUCUAUCCCACAGAUAGCAAAGGACAGUUCUGUGGACAGGCUGGGAGCCCCUUGGAGAAGAAGCCGCUCCUGUUCUACUUCAACAUCCUGAAGUGUGCCAGCCCCCUGGUGCUGCUGGAGUUCCAGUGCCCCACCACGCAGCUAUGUGUGGAAAGAUGCCCUACCAGAUACCUAACGUUACUGAAGGCCUAUAUCAACAAAGGGGAAGACCUGACGUACUACAGGCAGUUUUGCAAGGAAGGAGUGGACUUCAAAAUGAGCGUUGUCGAGAUCCUAAGAGAUGGUCUGUGUCCCUCGAUGGUGAUGCCUAGCAAAGCUUUCACCCGUCGCUGCCUACCGGCCCUGAGCACAAAGAAAGGUGUUGUCGUGGUUGGGAAUGAGACUUCCUUUAGCGACAGUGAUGGCGAGCAGGUGAACGCCACCGAACUUCUGGAUGCGUCAAAGAAGUCGAAUGUGGUCUUAGAGGCUCGCCAGGUGGCAAUGAGGAUCUUUGAGGACUACACGGAAUCUUGGCACUGGAUCUUGUUAGGUCUGGUGAUUGCCAUGGUGGUCAGCCUCAUCUUCAUCGUCCUCCUUCGCUACCUGGCUGGGGUCAUGGUCUGGGUCAUGAUCAUCUUGGUGAUACUGGUCAUCGGAUAUGGGAUUGGUCAUUGCUAUGUGGAGUAUGCCAGCCUGCAAGGCCAGCCUGGUGCUGAUGUCACCAUCGGAGACCUGGGGCUGCAGACAGACUUCUCUGUCUACCUGCAGAUCAGACAGACCUGGCUGGCAUUCAUGAUCAUCCUGGCCAUUGUGGAGGUUGUCAUCAUCCUCCUCCUCAUCUUCCUCAGAAAGAGAGUUCUCAUCGCCAUCGCCCUCAUCAAGGAGUCAAGCAGGGCUGUCGGCCAUGUUAUGUCAUCGCUGUUCUACCCCCUGCUGACCUUUGCCCUCCUGGCCCUCGUCAUCGCCUACUGGGGCAUCACAGCUGUGUUCUUAUCCACCUCCAAUGACCAGGUGUACAAAGUGUUCAACACCUCGGAUUGUGAGUACUCCAGAGACACCUGCGAUCCCAAGACAUUCAACACCUCGAACAUCACCACCCAGUGCCCGGACGCUGAGUGCCUAUUUGCGUUCUACGGGGGCGAGACCUACUACCACAAGUACCUCAUUCUGUUCCAGUUCUACAAUGUCUUCCUCUUCUUCUGGUGUGCAAACUUUGUCACGGCACUGGGUCAGGUGACCAUGUCUGGAGCCUUCGCCUCUUACUAUUGGGCCUUCAAGAAGCCAGACGACAUCCCUGCCUACCCCAUCUUCUCCUCACUGGGACGAGCCCUGAGAUACCACACUGGCUCGCUGGCCUUUGGUUCUCUCAUCCUGUCUCUGGUCCAGGUCAUCAGAGUGGUCCUGGAGUAUCUGGACCAGAAGCUGAAAGGAGCCCAGAAUAAGUGUGCCAAGUUUCUCCUGAGUUGCCUAAAGUGUUGCUUCUGGUGUUUGGAGAAGUUCAUCAAGUUCCUCAACAGAAACGCUUAUAUCAUGAUCGCGAUCUACGGCAAAAGCUUCUGUCCCUCAGCCAGAGAUGCCUUCUUCCUGCUCAUGAGGAACAUCGUGAGAGUGGCUGUCCUGGACAAGGUGACUGACUUCCUUCUGUUUCUGGGGAAGCUGCUCAUCGUCGGGAUCGUGGGAAUCUGUUCUUUCUUCUUCUUCUCGGGGAGGAUCAAGGCCGUGGAGCAGACGGCUCCCUCUCUCAACUACUACUGGGUCCCCAUCCUGACGGUUGUGGUGGGAUCCUACCUCAUCGCCCAUGGCUUCUUCAGUGUGUAUGCCAUGUGUGUGGACACCCUCUUCCUCUGCUUCUGUGAGGACCUGGAGAGAAACGACGGCUCGUCCGAGCGGCCGUAUUUCAUGUCCCCCGAGCUCCACGAGAUCCUCUCCAAGGCUACGAAGGCGGAGGACGACGGCGCUGAGCAGCCCGAUGCUCCGGCGCAGGUGGACGAUGUCCGACUGGAAGAAGAAACACCACUCCAGCAGCAAGACGGAGAAGUCCAGCUCAAACACCUCGACGUUCUGAAGAAGGAGGCCGAGGAGGAACAACCUUUGCAGGCGAAGUCUGAUGUGGAGGAAGCCCCAGAGGAGAAGACAGAGGGGAAAGACCUGGAAGCAAAUGAAUUAGAGGAGAAGAAAGAACCGGAAGUAAAGACAGAAGUGGCUGAGAAGGAGACUGAAGAAAAGCAGGAAAUGAAGGAAGGAACGACUGGCGAGGUGGUCCCUGUACCGGCAGAACCUAAGAAAGAAGAUAACGAAGAAAAGAAAGAUGUAAUGGAGGCACCCAAAGAUGGCAGUGGUUCUCCCUCCCCCCCCAAGGAGUAGUGCUUAUGGGUAAUGUAGUGAGGAAGAGAAGCCCGGUUAACCUCAUAACAUUGUGUCCUUUGGAUCUACUGUACCAGUAACUGACAACUACUGUAUGUGGUUUGGACAAGUUAAAUGUAAAAUCACCAACUCGAAUGCAAGUCAGUGAUGCAUAUCUUAUUGCUAUAUCCACAGGGUCACUCAAAUACUUGCUGGUUGUAGCAAAAAUCCUCAUUUGUGUCGUAAGCAGGCCACACAACCCCAGUGCAUCCCUGUAGCUUGGAAAAAUAAUAUUUUACUGUGGCCGUUUUUAGACAGUGUUGUUUUUUUAUUGUGCAGAUCUGUAGAACUGUGAGUGCUGAACCUGUGCCUGACUCGACUUUGUAAAUACUUCCUAUAAUAUUGUCUUAAUCACAUUAACAAAUGCACUACCAAGCCACCACUACCCUGUUUACAGUCAUAAACGAAAAUCUCAAUCUGAUAGACGUGUUCACCGUUUACAUCAACACCAGCUGACGCCAAAUGGUUUGAAUCCUUUGAUAGAAGUGAUGUUCAUAUGUUGUUUUUAUCUCAAUGGAAUUAACGUGUUCACAUACUUCUGACUAACAGACAACUUAGCUUCUGUCUUGUAUUUCGUCAUGUAGACCCCAGCCCGGAUAUUGUGUUGGAUUUGGUUGGAUUCAGUGUAUUGACAUGCCACCUUCUUGCCUUGGUAUUCCGCACUCGCAUCAGUGCUGUGAUUGUGUCGCAGCUCGUCUUGACCUCUCUGAAACCGCAAGUCUCGUAACCGUUUACUGACACUACUUGCCUUUCUCUGACACGUUCUCUAUCUCUCGUUUCCUCUCUCCAUCUUUCUCUGUCUCUCUUGGGCUGCAUGGCGUCACUGUAAAGUUGCCUGGCGAGGGCUUUUCUAAAAACCUAACCUCAUGUCUUGAUGCUUUUUUACCGUCUUCGAUGUACUGUGUCACUAAGUGAAUGUUGUAGCUCGAUGAGUCUUUCAUGGAUGAAACAUGCCUAUUCAUUUUGCUUCUGUUGGAUACAGCUGUUGAUUAAAGUUUCUUGUAUUGAUGAAA
Molecule: messenger RNA, 3762 nt
Organism: Osmerus eperlanus (European smelt)
Lineage: Eukaryota; Metazoa; Chordata; Actinopteri; Osmeriformes; Osmeridae
Gene: slc44a2
Product: solute carrier family 44 member 2 (CTL2 blood group)
Exons: 22
Coding region: 197-2710 (837 amino acids)
Biological process (GO): transmembrane transport
Molecular function (GO): transmembrane transporter activity
Source: RefSeq, a predicted model, not a curated record